GGGUAGUAGGGCUUAGGUGCACUCAGUUAGAAUCCAAUAACUCUUCACAUUUACUAUUUACUAAAUCAAUAGAUGUGCUCAUAUGGAUGUCUGGUUAUAAUAGGUGAGUUCAAGUAAUUCCUGCAGCGGUGUUUACCGAACAAAUACCGUACAUAAUCCCAAGCUCAGUCUUCGUUUCGGUUGUGAAGUGCCCGUUGUAACGGUGUUGCCCUUCAUAGAUAGUUUAAAUAAAUAAGUUGCCGAAAGCACCAUCACUAUACGCCACUAUGGUCGAGGAGGAAGACUUCAGUAACUACAUCUCACACAUCAAAGGCAUUAAAGUCAGCCGACGCGCCAACCUGCGAGGACUGGGCAAUCUGCGCACCGGUGACCAGAAUGUCUUCUCGCAUGGGAGUGUUUUGAGGGGUGAUUUAGCCUUGAUCACAACCGGGCGCAAUGUUUUUCUGGGCACCAAUUCCGUGCUGCAGCCACCGCACAAGCUAUUCAAAGAAGUGCGAAGCUACUAUCGUCAACAGAUCGGCAGCCACGUGGUCAUUGGCCGUGAAUGUGUGGUUAAUGCCGCCGCAAUUGGAUCGUACGUUCGAAUUGGGAAUGAUGUCAUCAUUGGCCAGGGAUGCGUGAUCAAGGACUGUGUACGGAUAGAGGACGGUGCUGUGCUGCCACCAGACAUGGUAGUAGCGCCAUUCAGUGUGGUGGGAGGGUCGCCAGCUAAGAUCAUAGGGCGGUGCGUUGACGUGGAGUCGCAGUUGGGUGAACAAUUCGCAAUAGACACGUACCACACGUUUGUGGCUAAGUUGGACAGCGCCACCCCACAAACGUGACAAGAGGUUUAGUGUAUACGAAGUCGCGGGUGAUGAUGAAUUUGUGGGGUAUCGGCUACGACUGGUAGUGCUGGGUAGGAUGAUACUGUGGUGGAGGACAGUUGAAGUGUACCUGAUUGCUUUAUUAUAGCUGACGCUGGUUUGCAGGGGAAUUCAUUGUAUGGCGAUGGCGUAGGUAGGCCUACAAGCGUCACCACAUCGGAUGAUGCUGUAUGGGAUCGUGCACCCCUGUGACAGUCCAAAAAAAAGGACCGGUUGGGCACAUGGAGCGAAUAACGGGACAGGUGCAAGCACAGGAGAUGUUGAACCAGGACUAGUUAGUGAGUGGGAUGGCUAGCAUGCAGACAGACCACUUGACCGCACAGAUUGCGUUGAGUAAGACUGGUGGGGAGGACUGGCGCGCGUGUGCGUGGUUGCUGUGAAUGUGCGGAACAUGUGCGCAGUCGCUGUGUGGAGGGCAUUGCGGCAGAGUGUAUUCGGAGUGAGAGGACAAUGUGCCGGAUGCCCGUGUGUACCUCCGGAUUGUCGGAAGUCAGUCAACUUAUGCGACGAUCUUGAGGAGGUCUGAGCGUAUGCACACACAACAACCCGGUGCGAUUUAGGGUUUUAGGUUUCACAUGAUGUCCAGUGAGCGGCACACCUUGCGGAUUGCUACUGUACCUGUGGCCGUUGUACUCGAGGGAACUUCGCAGAUGCGAUACGCUCAACAUGUCAGACACACGCGUCAAUUGAAGCUACAUAACGGAAGGAGUGCGAUGGCCCGUCCGACCAUUGUCAUACCUGUCAGAGAACGCACGACAGUUGUAGUCUAUGUAAUGGUUAGUACGACAAAUGUAUAUGGGAUGUCUGAUGAUGCGACAUAUGCAAACUACGCUCAGCGAAAAGACGCCAGUUGUGACGUGCGGGGGCCCUCCUGUGUGGUGUUAGCAAGGUUUUAAAACAUGUCAAGUGGCUUCCUAUCCCGACAUAUAUGGUUGGUGGUGAUGUAGUGUAUUUAGUGGCCUGACAUAGGUGGUGGUGUUGUUGUAUUUGAUGAACCAUCGGAAAGUGGACAUGCCCUUUCAAUAGCGAAGGAUGCAUGUCAUAGCUUUGUUGCGCACGUUAUUGCAUCACCUGGCUCGUGUAAACGUCUGACGAGGAAUGUUGGUACGUUAUGCUGUCGUGAGUAUCUGGGGCAUAUCAUAUUCAGAUACGAAAGGUCUGACGUACCGCGGGGUGAGUGUGCUUAUAGGCGAGCACUUGUCAGGGACAUGUACCGAACUCCAAUCACACACAGAGGGAUCACGCUUGACCUUAUUGCAUCUGUAAUGAGAUAACAAGAGAUAUUGUAGGCCAUUCUCUGUGUACGUUAAACGAACGUACCAUUCUUUGGGUACGUUUAAAGCACGUGCUUACACGGCUUUGCCAUUGGUUGUGUAGUGACUAAGGCUUGCUGGGCCACAGCACGGCUCACCCAGAGUGCACCGACGAGAUGAAAAUGCGUGGGUGUGGGAGGACUAUAUAUAGCGGAGAGUGAACCACGCUAUCGUAACCUGUGAUCGUUCGGCGUACCCACAUACAAAUGAGGCGUUGAGAGCAGAUGAUAUACACACACACGCACAAGUAAAUUGGAUUCCACCAACCUAUGCCACCUGUCAUAACUUAAUCCGGCAAAGUGUUAAAAUACUACUCUAUGCACACCUCCACAAGUGUAUGCAUACUGUUGUUAGUGCGCGUGGUAGUUGUUGAAUUGGUACGAAAUAGAGCUUGUAUCACACUGCAGAUAUUCGAUGUGGUGUGUAACCAAGCAACUCCCCAGAUGGCAGUCGUCCCUUCCC
Sphaeroforma arctica JP610 is the source of this 2638-nucleotide messenger RNA. RefSeq lists its product as hypothetical. The record is from RefSeq and is a predicted model, not a curated record. Bases 267 to 821 code for a protein of 184 amino acids. Lineage: Eukaryota; Ichthyosporea; Ichthyophonida. The transcript is spliced from 6 exons.